Messenger RNA from Aspergillus calidoustus, 1370 nucleotides. NCBI's taxonomy places the organism in Eukaryota, Fungi, Ascomycota, Eurotiomycetes, Eurotiales, Aspergillaceae. The record is from the annotation of a GenBank genome assembly.
AUGAAGAACUCACUCUGGGGCAUUGCAGCCUUCCUCCCUGCUGUCCUCGCGGCAGAUAUCUAUGUCUCUCCUGAUGGCUCAGACAACGCUGCAGGAACUAUCAAAGCACCGCUGCGUUCCAUCCAGCUAGCGGUGGACCAGGCGUCUGCCGGAGACACCAUCUACCUACGUGGCGGGACAUACUCCCCGACGUCAAACAUCCAAAUCACCAAGAGCGGCACGGCGUCAGCGCCGUAUGUUCUCCGCGCCUAUGAAGGCGAGGCAGUCAUCAUCGAUGGCGAAAAGCUUCCGGGUACACCAGCAGACCUAGAUGCCUCGCUGCCCAACAGCGACCGCGGAAUCCUGCACAUUGAGGAUGCAGAGUACUGGGAGUUCUACGACCUUGAGCUAAUCAACGGGCCGUAUGGAGUGUACUCGCGGGAUGCAUCGAACAACCAUUACGAGCGCAUUGUUACAAGGGAUAACUACGAGACUGGCUUCCAGAUCCAGGGCGCAGCCUCUAACAACGUCGUCCUGUAUCUCGACUCGUACGGGAACCGUGACCCGCGCAAGAACGGUGAGAGCGCAGAUGGGUUCGCCUGUAAGGAGGGCUCGGGAGAGGGCAAUAUCCUCCGUGGAGCACGCCUGUGGAAUAACGUCGACGAUGGACUUGAUCUAUGGGAGUUCAAGUCCGCCGUAACAAUUGAAGACACAAUCUCCUGGGGAAAUGGCUUCAACCGAUGGGACUUCACCCCUUUCGAAGGCGACGGCAACGGCUACAAGCUCGGCGGCGGCGACGACGCAGACAUCGGCCCCGCAAACCACGUUCUCACAAACUGUAUCGCCUUCAGCAACGCCCACGACGGCUUCACCGACAACUCGCAGCCAGGCAACUUCGUCCUCACCCGCAACACAGCCUGGGACAACGGCGCCAUUGGCUUCCGAUUCGGGACGGCUGUCGCGACGCUCACGGGGAAUAUCGCUGCGUCGAAUGGAGAGAAGCCGACGAGUCUGAGUAAGGAGCAGAUCUCUGAAGGGAAUUCGUGGGAUGGGGGUGAUACUUGGGAUGAUGACAGUUUUCUGAGUGUUGAUACGGAGCUUGUGCAGGGGGAAAGGAAUGUCGAUGGGAGGAUUGAGGCGAGUGAUUUUUUGAUUCCGGUUUCUGGCGAGGAUAUUGGGGCGACGACGGAGUGGAGUGUUUAAGAAAUCUCGGUUAAGCACUACAGUCAUGACGUUUUCUCCCCUCGAGCUGGGUUCUAAGGGCUCUAGGAAUCUGGAUGGACGCUGGAUGGACGCUGGAGGACAGCUACCAGGUGAUCUCCUCUAUAUUCGUGGACAAAUAAUUGUGAAAUCUACAUCCUUCCAUUCCAACAGACAGGGAAGAACUGGAG